UAGGAGAGUAACCAGGCCUUCACCACUCGUGAUGGCACGACUUUCUUUUCUCUCUAAAAAUAUGGACAGAAAAUGAAUCGUUUAUAUUUUAGAACAGCCAACAGCAAGCUUAAAUAUUCGCAAGCGUGUUAUGUCUGUUAAGGAAAACCUUAAUGAAUCGCUAUUAGCUAACGAGGUAGCAAGCACAGACCAAACGCGAAGCCCAACUUCUGGAAAUUCAUCGGAAAUCAUGGCCUCUCGCUUUGUUUGUGGCGGACCAAAUUUCACCGUUGCCGUUCUGUUUUUCAUAAAUUUAUUGAAUUACAUGGACCGCUUCACGAUUGUAGGUGUUCUUUCAUCCAUUCAGAAAUACUUUGAUGAGGAGGAAAACUCUGUUGCCGGACUUUUACAGACCGUGUUUGUCUGUAGUUAUAUGGUUUUUGCACCCAUAUUUGGUUACCUUGGUGAUCGACUGCGACGUAAAUAUCUUAUGGCCCUAGGUAUACUUGUCUGGUCUGGGACUGUGUUUGCCAGCACCUUGCUGGAUCAGGAUGACUACUGGUACUUCCUACUUUUGAGGGGUGUGGUCGGUAUUGGAGAAGCUAGUUACUCCACAAUGGCGCCUACCAUCAUUGGGGACCUCUUCACUGGAGAUAUGAGAACUAAGAUGUUGAGCAUAUUUUACUUUGCCAUCCCUGUUGGCAGUGGCCUUGGCUAUGUUGUAGGUUCUAAAGUAGCUCAUGCUUUAGGAAGUUGGCAAUGGGGAAUGAGGGUCACCCCUGUGCUGGGUGUGGCAUGUGUGCUUCUCUGUCUCUUUGUAGUACAUGAGCCACCUAGGGGAGCUAUUGAACGAGGCUUCAACCCCAACCUUCUGUCCGCCUCAACUGUGCAUCAGAGUACCAGUUACUGGGAUGAUUUAAAGUACCUCUUCAAAGUGAAAAGUUUUAUCUGGUUAGACCUGGGAUUCACUUGUGUGGCUUUCGUUACCGGUUCUCUUGCUUUCUGGGCACCUAAGUUCCUCUACUAUGCUGCAAAGAUGCAAGACCUGCAUUUAAGAAAAGAUGACAUCACCUUCAACUUUGGCCUGAUCACGUGUGCUGCAGGCAUCGUCGGGGUGUGGCUGGGGGCGGAGCUAGCUCGACGCUGGAGGGUCUACAACAAAAGGGCGGAUGCCCUUAUUUGUGCCAUAGGCCUUAUUGGCUGUACACCUUUCCUUUAUCUUGCAAUUGUAUUCGCCCAUAAGAGCCUUGUUUCUGCAUAUGUGACAGUAUUCAUUGGUGAAGUUCUCCUCUGCAUGAACUGGGCUCCUGUGGGGGACAUGGUGCUGUACGUGAUUAUCCCACCUCGAAGAUCUAGUGCUGGUGCCGUGCAAAUCCUAAUAUCUCAUUUGUUUGGGGAUGCAGGAAGUCCUUGGCUUAUAGGGGAGGUGUCAGACCUCAUCCGCGGUGCCAGGGACACAGACGAGGGCCAUCAGACAAGCAUGGAGUACGCCUUGCUCAUCAACACCUUCAUUGCUGUGUUAGGGGGCCUGUGCUUUAUCCUCUGUGCAUUCUACAUCGUAGCGGACCGUGAGGCAGCCGACCGCCAUAAUCACGAUGAUGACGAUGAGUCGCUUCUCAGCUCAGUUGCUGGGGAUCUUCAGGACAGGGAUAUGACUGAUAGGGAAAACAGUACUGAGGGACUAUCUGUGCCCGUAGAUGUGCAUAAUUGCAUUUCCUCUAGGCCACAGUUAGAUCAGCUAGUGCAGCCACCACAAGUGGUGUAGGAUUUUUACGGAACUCGAGAUAGCUAUUGACGUAGAGGCAUGAGAAAUUGUAUGCGGACGAAUUAAACAAUAAUAUUCUGUAUAAAAUAAAAUAAAUUUGUAAGUGCAUUUUGAAAUAAAAAAAAGAAUAUCUUA
Messenger RNA from Nematostella vectensis (starlet sea anemone), 1879 nucleotides. Its product is annotated as protein spinster homolog 1. Gene Ontology annotation, cellular component: membrane. Gene Ontology annotation, molecular function: transmembrane transporter activity. Gene Ontology annotation, biological process: transmembrane transport. The transcript is spliced from 9 exons. Lineage: Eukaryota; Metazoa; Cnidaria; Anthozoa; Actiniaria; Edwardsiidae. The record is from RefSeq and is a predicted model, not a curated record. Bases 131 to 1744 code for a protein of 537 amino acids.